This is a messenger RNA of Morus notabilis, 2059 nucleotides long. RefSeq names its product CDT1-like protein a, chloroplastic. Gene Ontology annotation, molecular function: DNA polymerase binding; DNA binding. The coding region runs from base 122 to 1768 and encodes 548 amino acids. The record is from RefSeq and is a predicted model, not a curated record. Gene Ontology annotation, biological process: regulation of DNA-templated DNA replication initiation; mitotic cell cycle; DNA replication checkpoint signaling. Gene Ontology annotation, cellular component: nucleus. NCBI's taxonomy places the organism in Eukaryota, Viridiplantae, Streptophyta, Magnoliopsida, Rosales, Moraceae. The transcript is spliced from 9 exons.
CCUCCACCCGGAAAUAUACACGAGAGAAACGAAAGGAACCCCUGAACUGCGAAUCCAAACACUGCUUUAUUCUUUCUCCAGAUUCUACAAAUAUCCUCGUCUUCAUACCAGUUUGUGAAUAAUGGAUCAAAAGACACACGAUGGAGCCAAACAGAACAUUUUGGAUUUCAAGUGUAAAAAGAAGACUGAUUUCACCGAAAAGUCCGGAGUUGUUGAGACCAAAACUUUGGAACCCAAGAUUUCAUGUCAGACGCCAGAGAAGAUAAACGAGCCUUUACACAACAAGCUCAAGGAAGGGCUAGUUAAACUUCCUGAGAAAUAUAGAAUCCUAGCGGAGUUAUUCGAUCAUAUGAGUUGUUCGUUGAGGUUGCUUAGUCUAUAUAAAAGGUUGCCUACUUUUGGAAAUAUUUCUACUGAAAUUGGGGUUUUGGCACAAAGAAAAUUUUCACACAUGCAUCUUGCACAGAUGAAGUACAUACUUCCUGAAGCCUUACAAAUAGAUAAGAUUGUCAUACAUGACAAGAGAACCCUAUGCAUGAAGCCUGAUAUGAAGAUCACUUUGCUCUUUGAACUUGUGGAAGGCCACUCUGAAGUGUCUGAUUUUAUAGCUCUAUGCCAAGUGUUUUCCUCAAGGCUUUAUAACUUCUUUACCACACAUCCAGAGGCUAGUGAUGUUCCAGAGGCCGUGUUGCCUGAGCCUUUCACCCAAAGAAGUCAGGUCACUGUUCCCCAUGAGUUGCCUGCUGAUUGUUAUGAAGAAUCUCAGCUAACGUUCACUCAAACAGAGUUUUCCUCAGAAAAAUUCAACCCAGGUUCACAUUUUAGCAGACAUUUCUCUCAGAAAGCUGUCGUCGCCAAAACAGAAAAGACCCAAGCUUUAGCAUCUGUGGAUGUACCUCCCAUCAAUACUGUAGACAAGCAAGACAACAAAAGUGAGCAGCAAAAAGAAUUGGUUGAUUUGAUUUCAGUAUCUAAUUUUGUCAUUAGCCAAGAUACCGAGAAUGAGAUGCAAAACAACUCUCCUGGUACAUGUUCCAAGUCUGUCUGGAAGAACCCCCAAUUACAAUCAAACUCUCUUCAGUGCUCUCGUGGUAGUGUCAUUGAAAGCCCUGCUUGCAAGCUUACAUCAUCUAAUGAUAGUUCUACAAUAGAGACACAGACACCUUUACAGUCAGUACCAAAGAGAUCGGUUUCCAGUUGUGUUAUAUCACAACAGAUGAUGACCAGCCAGAGGUCCACUCCAUUUUGCAAGCCUGCGAAAAGAGCUCUUGACUUUUGUCACUCAGAAGGUGAUGAUGAAAGUACAUUGGAUUCUGGUGCAGACGAGUCAAAAUGUGAUGAAGUUGUACGCAAACACACCUUUCAAAUUCCCAAAGGAUUUUCUAAGGAUGGAAAUAUUCAUGGUUCUUCAUCACCACUACGAGAGGUAGAAGAAGGCUUUGGUUCCCUUUCUGAGGUUUGCAACGAGAGUCAAAGAGGUGAACACCAACAUAUCUCUUCUUGCCUGGUUGACAUGGUUUCUUUGAUUUGCUCUAUAUUCAAGUCUGUCAACUGCUACCCCAUCACAAAGGAAGAGCUUGUGCACAAGAUAAUUAUGUAUAGUUUAGAUAUUGUUGACAAAAAAGAAGUUGAAGAUCAUAUUGAUCUUCUUGAGCAGCUUGUUCCAGAUUGGAUAUACAGGAAGCUGGCUCCGAGUGGAGAUAUUAUGUACAAUAUCAAGGACAUCUCAGAUCUUGACUCAAUUCGAGCGAAGCUAACGAGUGUUUGAGAACAUAGUUACAGGCAACAGUGAAGAUGGUGAAAUUUCUAGUUCAGAGACAAAAUAGUAUUCCAUCCAUUGGAAGGUUUUCUCCUCCGCCCGGACCGCCCCACUCUUGAAUCCACAACCAGAAGGUUCACGACUUAGAAAUGUAGUAGUUUAUGUUUAAUUAUAAAGUUCACAUGCAUGAAGAUAUGGGAAUUGUGAAUCUGUUUAUGUUUUUCUUCUGAAAAGUAACCCUGUUGGUUUGGAGUUUUUGGUGAAAUGAUACCUGAGCCCAAACCUUUAUGAGGUAAUUGC